Molecule: messenger RNA, 856 nt
Organism: Mangifera indica (mango)
Lineage: Eukaryota; Viridiplantae; Streptophyta; Magnoliopsida; Sapindales; Anacardiaceae
Product: ADP-ribosylation factor 1-like
Exons: 7
Coding region: 135-680 (181 amino acids)
Biological process (GO): intracellular protein transport; vesicle-mediated transport
Cellular component (GO): cytoplasm
Molecular function (GO): GTPase activity; GTP binding
Source: RefSeq, a predicted model, not a curated record
CAACUUUAUUCUUCAGCAAACCUCAUCCGAAUCCUAUUCUCCCACCUUUUUUUGCCUUAAUAAGAUGAUAUAAUAUGAAGAGAAUGUAGGUUUAUUUGCUUCCCUUCUUUGGUCUCCAAGGGUUUACAGGAAGAAUGGGGUUGGCAAUUUCAAGACUGGUGAGAUCUCUAUUUGCCAGGAAAGAAAUGAGGAUUCUGAUGGUGGGUCUUGAUGCUGCUGGAAAAACAACCAUUCUUUACAAGCUUAAACUUGGAGAAAUUGUUACUACCAUUCCCACCAUUGGAUUCAAUGUGGAAACUGUUGAAUACAAAAAUGUUAGCUUCACAGUGUGGGAUGUUGGAGGACAGGACAAGAUAAGACCACUGUGGAGGCACUAUUUUCAGAACACACAGGGCCUCAUAUUUGUGGUGGACAGUAACGACAGAGAAAGAAUUACAGAGGCCAAAGAUGAACUCCAUCGGAUGCUCAGUGAGGAUGAACUUCGUGAUGCCACACUGCUUGUAUUUGCCAACAAGCAAGACCUCCCAAAUGCCCUCACUGUCUCUGAAAUCACUGAUAAACUUGGCCUGCACUCGCUUCGCCAGCGUCGUUGGUAUAUUCAGGCAACUUGUGCCACAUCUGGGCAAGGACUUUAUGAAGGUCUUGAUUGGCUGUCUAGCAAUAUCUCUACCAAGGCCUAAUUUGCAAUAGCAGCAACAAAGGCUAAGGUUUUCAUCCUCAGAUCAUCAGAUGAAAAAGCUUGAUAAUUACAUGACAUGUGAAGAGCCUUUAUAUGUCAUUAAAAUCUGUAAAUCUUUUGAGAUAUUUAGUAGCAUAUGUAUUAUUAUAAUAAUAUGAAAGAAUGACUUUGUGGGGA